Diaporthe amygdali is the source of this 2895-nucleotide messenger RNA. RefSeq lists its product as uncharacterized. The record is from RefSeq and is a predicted model, not a curated record. Gene Ontology annotation, cellular component: mitotic spindle. Gene Ontology annotation, biological process: mitotic spindle organization; regulation of mitotic cell cycle. Gene Ontology annotation, molecular function: protein binding. NCBI's taxonomy places the organism in Eukaryota, Fungi, Ascomycota, Sordariomycetes, Diaporthales, Diaporthaceae. The coding region runs from base 1 to 2895 and encodes 964 amino acids. The transcript is spliced from 3 exons.
AUGGCAUCCACUCCCUCGAAUCGCCAUCUCAAAUUGGCAUCCUCAAACCCUCAAUCCACCUCGCCAAACUCCAGAUUUCCGAGCCGAGGAAAGGCCCAGGAGCCGUGCUUGUUUCUGAAGAGAGUGAUUGGUACGACUUGCACCUCGCCCACCGGCUUUGACUCGGUCGAGCAAAGCUUUUGCUAUAUAGCAGGAGGAGCUGUUGUGGUGGCGGACAUCGACGGCAACAAAUACAGUCAACGUUUCUACCGUGCCCGACCUGCAGCAGUACCUGUAUUUAGCGUCGCCCCGGUUCAACACGGCUCCUCUGGCCCUUACGCAACUCCUAAGGCGAACGAUGCAAGGAACAGGGUAGCAGCCGCUCCGCGAGACUCCUCCUACUCAUCACCGUCCGAUUGGGGCGACUCACCGGCGGCGAAAACAUGGACCAGUCGCGAACGCAUCAAGGCUGCGACAUGCGUAUCCUUGAGCAGGGACGGAAGAUUUCUGGCUGUCGGCGAGACGGGUUAUUCUCCCAGGGUCCUCAUCUUCACUUUAAAGGAAGGCUCGUCUUCUGAUCAGCCUCUGGUUUCGAUAAAUGAGCACGCCUUCGGUGUACGAGCGGUGGCAUGGUCUCCGGAUGGCAAGUUCCUCGCCUCCCUCGGCGAUCCUAAUGAUGGCUUCCUCUUCAUCUGGAAGAUCGAUCCGAGGACUGGAUCUGCUAGACUGUUCCAACAAAAUCGCUGCACGGCCCAAGUCAAUGGGAUGAUAUGGCUAGGCAGCACGGUGAUAACUUUUGGGACUCGACAUGUGAAGGCCUGGAAAGUGGUCGAUGAGGUACAGCGACCACCCUCGCCCCCGAAGAGGACCCUGACACCACAAGAAGCCCAAAAGACUUUGAUUGGAAGAAAUGUCUUGCUUGGGUCUUUGCUGGAGGCCAGCUUCACUUGCGCAAUACCCUUCGACGAGACUCACGCGCUCCUUUGCUCCGAUGCUGGCGACGUGUGUGUUCUGGACGACAGUAGUGGGCAGAUAAAGCUUACACGAGCAGCCGAGACGGGGUUCUCCGUCACUUGUUGCACGAGACGUGGCUCAGUCGCACUGCUGGGUGGCAAGGAUGGCCAGUUUGUCACCCUCGACGUUAAGACACUCAAUGCUGAGGCUGCGCCGACUUCUGCACCCAGUCUCGCCAAGGGGGAAUCAGGCUUGAGCGGAUUCGCCGUCAUGGGCGUUGUACAAGACCAGCUUGUGACGAUAGACUCAGAGCGGUCCAUUGAGAUCUGGGAGGCAAACCACCUGCCCUGCAAGUCUGCCCAGGCGUCGACACCGAUCAGGCUUGCAGGACAGAACGAUCCUGUGCUUGGCGUUCAACCACUCACCGCGUCUGACGAGAUGGAACUUGCCUUUUUCACCUGGUCAAAGGCUGGAAAAGUCCUUCUUUGGGACCUGGAUGGCAUAGUCAAGCACAGUUUUGACAUCCCUGUGAACGAAUGUCAUUUGAGCAAUGAUAUGGACCCACAGAACCAGUUGUGCGUUGUAAAGGCGGACGCCAGUGGACGUAUUUUUGCUUCUGGCGAUAGGGCGGGCAUACUUCGAGUAACAGACCGCUCAACAGGUCAACAACUCCUGGAGACCAAGGCUCAUUCAUCCGAAAUAACGCACAUCGCUUUCCAAAGCGAUGCUUCGAAGGCCAUUGUCGCUACGUGCGGACGAGAUCGCACUGUCCAAAUCUUCCAGCGGUUGUCUAAUGGCUCAUUCGAUCUCUUGCAGACGCUGGAGUUCCCGGCCAGAGUGACCCACCUGAUAUUGUCCUCAGAUGACAGAGUUAUUACUUGCUCCCAGGAUCGCAAUAUCCAGGUCCACGAGCUGGUCAGCAAGCAAGGAGACGCAGACUCUUUAGCGGCAAUUUACUGCCGGUCUAUCUCGCUCAAGGCAUCCCCCGUCUCCAUGGUGUUGGAUUCCGACUGCAGAUCGAUCUUUGUGUCCAGCCUGGAUCGGUCUAUUGGUCGCUUCGAGCUUGAUAGUGGCCGGCAAAUGAGCACAUUCAAAUGCACAGAUGAGAACGCCACCGAGAAUGCCGUGGUGGACUCGCUCGUUUUUGGCCAGUCCAGAGGUGACGAGAUCCCCACUGUUCUCGGGAUAUCCAACACAGACAAGUCUGUCAGGGUGUAUGAUUCUCAAAGUGGGGUUUUCAUGGACCGUGAAUGGGGCCACACGGAGUCGAUCAAUGGUGUCACGUUAGUGGACAAUGGAGAGGCAACCCGCAAAGUCGUCAGUGCCUUCUUCUUCGGGAGGCCGGCGAUCACCGCCCAGAUCACUUCGUCAUCGAAAAUCUCGACAAAACAUAUCCUCAUCCUCAGUCAAGACACCGACCAGUCUGGCGAACCCCCGUCGCCAGAGAGCCCGGCAACGUCACGUCUUACAAGAAGGCCAUCUCUUCCAGCUCUCGGCGCCACUCCAUCUCACCCCACGGCGCGGAAGAAGUCCAGCGCGAUUAGCCUGCGUUCGUCUUAUGGAGCCGGCUCCCUGCAAACGGCAACCGAGCAGACUUGCCGACAAUUGCGCACAUACCGCAGUAAGUUGUCGUCUGCUGAGCCAAUCUCGUUCGAGAUGAUGUCAGAGCUCGAGAACGAGCUGCGCCUGACGGCUACCGCCCUGGGCGACAGGGUGAGCAGAGACAAGCAGUCCGUCAGUGAGUCCGUGCUGAGCGGGCUGCUUGACCAGUACAGCGAGAGGCUGGUCAGCAUGCUUGACGAGCGGCUGAGGCUGCGGCUGUCCGAGGCCCAGUUCAACGGGGGCUGGGGCGGCAGGAGUGGGGAGAACAGCCCUACUCUUUUGACGCCUUCGAGUACUUUCGAUAUUGAGCGCGUGCGGCCGCGGACAGCUGGCGAGGGGGCGAGGAAGGCCUCGGGUUGA